CGUGCGGACUGCGCAGGUGCGCGCCGUCAGCGCGGCCUCCUCACCCCAAGCACAUCUCUCAGCGUGAGGUUGGGACGGCGACCCCAGGCUUGGCUGCAGCUAGAACCUGGGGCCGCGCGAGCGGACGGAGGUCUCCAGAGACCUCGCGAGAGGGGCGCGGGACGGCCGUUGUGAGCGCGGUGGUGCGGGCCUGGCCUGUGCUAGACGGAGCCCGCGGGUGCGGGGCUCCGGGAGCCGAGGCCGCGCGCAGCGAAGGCGAGCCGCACCCCACGCUGUGAGUCCUAAAGGCGAGCCCGCUCCCUAGGCCACGCCCCAGCCUGGGAAGAUGGAGGGGGACCGGCGGACCAGUCCGCCUACCCAGAGCCUGCUUCCCGAUAGCCACUUGGUCCUGUGGACGCUGUGCUCCGUGCUGCUGCCGGUGUUCAUCACCUUCUGGUGUAGCCUUCAGCGGUCACGCCGGCAACUGCAUCGCAGGGACAUCUUCCGCAAGAGCAAGCACGGCUGGCGUGACACCGACCUGUUCAGCCACCCCACCUACUGCUGCGUGUGCGCGCAGCACAUCCUUCAGGGAGCCUUCUGCGACUGCUGCGGGCUCCGCGUGGACGAGGGCUGCCUCAAGAAGGCGGACAAGCGCUUCCCGUGCAAGGAGAUCAUGCUCAAGAACGACGGCCGGGUCGCAGAUGCCAUGCCUCACCACUGGAUCCGCGGUAACGUGCCCCUGUGCUCUUACUGUGCCGUCUGCAAGCAGCAGUGCGGCAGCCAGCCUAAGCUCUGCGAUUACAGGUGCAUUUGGUGCCAGAAAACAGUCCAUGAUGAGUGCAUGAAAAGUAGCUUAAAGAAUGAAAAGUGUGAUUUUGGAGAAUUCAAAAAUCUUAUCAUCCCACCAGGUUAUUUAACUUCCAUUAACCAGAUGCGUAAAAACAAAAAGACAGAUUAUGAAGCGCUAGCUUCCAAGUUUGGAAAGCAGUGGACCCCAUUAAUAAUCCUGGCCAACUCUCGUAGUGGAACUAACAUGGGAGAAGGACUCUUGGGAGAGUUUAGGAUCCUGUUAAAUCCAGUCCAGGUGUUUGAUGUAACGAAAACACCCCCAGUCAAAGCCCUGCAGUUGUGCACUCUUCUUCCUAACCACUCAGUUCGAGUCCUUGUUUGUGGAGGGGAUGGGACUGUGGGCUGGGUCCUCGAUGCAGUUGAUGAAAUGAAGAUUAAGGGACAAGAAAAGUACAUUCCACAGGUUGCGGUCUUACCUCUGGGAACAGGCAAUGAUCUGUCCAAUACCCUGGGUUGGGGUACAGGCUAUGCUGGAGAAAUCCCAGUUGCCCAGGUCUUAAGAAAUGUAAUGGAAGCAGAUGGAAUCAAGCUAGACCGAUGGAAAGUGCAGGUAACAAAUAAAGGAUACUACAAUUUAAGAAAACCCAAGGAGUUCACAAUGAACAACUACUUCUCUAUUGGACCUGAUGCCCUCAUGGCUCUCAAUUUUCAUGCUCAUCGUGAGAAGGCACCAUCUCUGUUUUCCAGCAGAAUUCUUAACAAGGCUGUUUAUUUAUUCUAUGGAACUAAAGAUUGUUUAGUGCAAGAGUGUAAAGAUUUGAAUAAAAAAAUUGAGCUAGAACUGGAUGGUGAGCGAGUUGAACUGCCAAAUUUGGAAGGUAUCAUUGUUCUGAACAUUGGAUACUGGGGCGGAGGCUGCAGGCUGUGGGAAGGAAUGGGAGACGAGACUUACCCUCUAGCCAGGCAUGAUGAUGGUUUACUGGAAGUUGUUGGAGUGUAUGGGUCUUUCCACUGUGCUCAAAUCCAAGUGAAACUGGCAAAUCCUUUUCGAAUAGGACAAGCACACACAGUGCGGCUGAUUUUGAAGUGCUCGAUGAUGCCGAUGCAAGUGGAUGGGGAGCCAUGGGCCCAGGGACCCUGUACUGUCACCAUAACACACAAGACACACGCUUUGAUGCUCUACUUCUCUGGAGAACAGUCGGAUGAUGACAUCUCAAGUGCUUCGGAUCAAGAGGAUCUAAAGGAUGCUGAGUAGAGAGAGGGAUGAGCUGCGACAGCAUCUGCCCACACCAGUAGACACAUGGUCACCCACAGGAAGUACUGUUAGCACGCCAGUCUUCAUUUCAUUCCUCGUAUAAUGGUGUGAGCUUAUGCAAACAGCGUUUCCACAGCUAGACUUCAGUCUCACAAAUACAUACUCUUAUCAGCAAGAUCCUCUGAUCUUGAAAAAAAAAAAACACAAAGUUGCACGAAGAUGAAAUGUUUCUCCUGACUGAAUGUUUCAAGACUGGGGCUCACUCUGCAGUAUGCACUGUAUUAAGUAUCAUAUUUGAUAGGGUGUGGAUGAAAAAAAUCAUUUCUCUCUUACUUUUUGAUACAGAGACAACAUAACAUGUUAAAAAUUAACUUGCCUUUUGAACUGCUGUGGUUAACACUGGGCUUAUUCCUGCAGUGUGCUUCCUGAGAUUUCCCACACCCCAAACCAAAUGGACCCAACAUCCUGAUUUCUAGGAGCUCCUGAGAAAGAAGGGAAAGAGAAAUGGUACUUGAAAUUUUCACAGUAGUAUAUUUUCUGUCAUCAUUUUAAUGACCAUAUUGAGCUGAAAUGCAAAAAUCUUUUUAUUUUAAUUGUUUUUGUUUGGGCAGUACUAGGGAUUGAACCUAGACGAUGAAUGCUCUAUAUUAAACUAUACUCCCAGCACAAUAUAUAUAUAAUAGAUAUAUAUUAAGUGGAUGGGUCUAAAGUAAGAUUAAGAGUACUUUAAGUUGGAAACUCUAUAAUUCACCAGCUUCUCUAUUGCUUAAAAGAUAGUGUUGAGGCCCGGCGAUGGUGGCGCACGCCUUUAAUUCCAGCACUCGGGAGGCAGAGGCAGGCGGAUCUCUGUGAGUUCGAGGCCAGCCUGGCCUACAGAGCGAGUGCCAGGACAGCCUCCAAAGCCACAGAGAAACCCUGUCUCGAAAAACCAAAAAAAAAAAAAAAAAGAUAGUGUUGACAGUGAGAAAAAAAUAGACAUAAGGGAAGCUUUCAUUUUGACAGCAUCACCCUCGGAGAGGCAAGGCCACUGAGAUGUUUAUAUCAUAUUUAUUUCAAAUGGGAAAGAUAUCUAUUUUUAACUUAUUAUUAACCUUGUGGCAUGAUCCUUGUGUUUAGUGUUUACACUGUAGUGUACAGUUUUAUAUAGUAAACUGGUCACACAAAUCUGUGGUCACAGUCACAUAGAACUCUCCCUUGGUUCCCACAGCAUAUACACUCACUGCUCAUUCCUCAGACUCUAAGGCACACGAUGAACUUGGGGUCCCAAAGCUUUGCUUCACUACACCUCCACCCUCUGCUUAUUGAAAGGCGGUUCCACGGCUCUCCAUUAGAGGGUGCCCUGCCGCUGUUGUCAGUGGCCUGCCUCUGCAGUUAGCCACACCCAGUGGGCAUCUAGCCCCGUGUGUUUCUGACAAAUGGCAUAUUUGCACUUGGUAGUCUUGCAUGAAUUAACUUCUAAAAGACUACAAUCUAAUCCAAAACCACCAUUUAUCUCUUUUAAUGCUUUAUUAUGGGUCUGUAGUCAGUGAAUUGCCAUAAACUUUAGUCUGAGUCACCUCAGGCUAGACCAUGUUUUUGAAAGGACAACUUAGCAAACUAAUUUUUCACUGCUAAGUUAACCUCUUCUACCUGUUCCUAGGUGAGGCCAAAUUGUACCAUUGACAGAUAUCCAACAGGUCUGUCCCAGCCUACUCAUAGGCCUUCACACUGGAUAACUGCAGCCAAGGGUUUCCCUUGGGAACGGAUCCUGUUUGGAAUGUAAUGAAAUUCAUCCUUGGAUUCAUGGUCAGGGUUGUUAAGAUGUCACCCCCUGAGGCACACUCUUAAAUUUACCUAUAGCUCACAGUGCUCAUUUAUAGUGGAAACAAAUCAUUAAUUUGGGACUAUCAAUGGAAAUAUUUGGGGUAAUUCUAGAGAUACUCUAGUUAGAGCAGGCUGUGUCCCCUCCCCCAACACACCAUGUUUUUCUGAUGCCUUGCUCACUCAGAUUUUUAUUCUGUAGCUUUCACAAUACCGCAUCACAAAGCAUAGCAGUAUUGUUUUACUACAGCUCACUUUUAGGCACUAGUUCACCCUGCAUUCCAGAUAAAUGUAUAGGCAUGUGCCUUGUUUAAAUACAAUUUGUAAGACUUGGCGUUUGCAAGUUAUAUAUUAGGGAGUAGUAGCUUACAUUACCAGGGGUCUGGUUCACCACGAGAUUGUCUGUUCCGUUUAAAGUUGUCUCAACAGCAACAUAACUUACAUGUUCUCAGGAAAAACUGUGAACCGUCUGUUUUCACAUCUCUUGUCUUUUUCUGCCCUGAUACAUUCCUAAUGCCUCAUGUGGCUUAAACACCAAAUACCCAGCAGCUCCUCUAGGUCCUUAGGCAGUUUCUGGCACUUGGUUACGUAUUUUGUAGUCAGAGGCACUUCUGUCUAGAAUAGAAGUUGUCCAGUAAGGUCACUGAAUCUAAAUGUUUUAGAUUUUCUGUAAUUCUUAGCUGUGAACCUGUAAUGUAAGCUGAUAUUUAUAAAAAUUUUAUAGUGAAACUAUUUAUUUUAUUUUUUUUAGAGUAUGAAAAUCUGUAGUAGUUGCCUUUUGAACAUUUGUGUACCUGGUUGUAAUGUAGACUGAUUCAGAAAAGUUCUUAUUUGUGCUGUAAGCUGAGUACUUCUCUACCAGCAGCAUGUCAGAAAGAGUAAUAUAAAGUCAAAUAUUUCUAAUGUACACUGUGGGAUUUUUAAUUUGCACUAGCUAGAAAACUUGAAAGGUUAUGUUAAUUUGCACAUCAGUGUGGACCCAAAUACAUAAUCUGACCAGAAAGGUCAGUAGAAUA
Messenger RNA from Mesocricetus auratus (golden hamster), 4839 nucleotides. RefSeq names its product diacylglycerol kinase epsilon (gene Dgke). Gene Ontology annotation, molecular function: ATP-dependent diacylglycerol kinase activity. The transcript has 11 exons. Bases 326 to 2023 code for a protein of 565 amino acids. Lineage: Eukaryota; Metazoa; Chordata; Mammalia; Rodentia; Cricetidae. The record is from RefSeq and is a predicted model, not a curated record.